UUCUUCUUUGAGUACAUCAAGAUUGAAAAUGCAGCGUUUUAAGUUGAUUUCCAAGACCCAAUCUUCUUUCCAUCUUCUAAACUUGGUUUUGGUCUCAUCAGCUGCUUGUGUCAUCUAUCUUAUUGCGUCAGUACUUCUAGUCCACAACUCCAAACCGCCUCUAAACGUGUAUUCAUCUUCAUCGGACGCCUAUGCAUCGACUGGCGUGGAGCAUAUCGUUUUCGGGAUAGCUUCGAACCAGAAAUCAUGGCCGAACCGUAAAGAGUACGUCAGGCUAUGGUGGGAACCUCGCCUGAUGCGCGGAUGCGUGUUCCUCGAGGCCGUGCCGUCCGAUGCAACAAACGAUAGCGCUACUGAUCUUCCUCCGACGUGCAUCUCGGAGGACACUUCCCGGUUUCGCUACACUUUCAGAAACGGCCUACGGUCAGCGAUCCGAGUGGCACGCGUGGUUCUGGAGACUGUUUCUCUUAAUCAUACGAAUGUUCGAUGGUAUGUUUUUGGGGACGACGACACGGUUUUCUUCCCGCACAAUCUAGCUAAAACGCUGUCCAAAUACGAUCACCGGCUCUGGUACUACAUCGGGGCUGGCUCGGAGAUUUAUCAGCAAAACAAGGAUUUCGGCUUUAGGAUGGCGUUUGGUGGUGCUGGUUUUGCCGUAAGUUAUCCACUGGCUAAAGUUUUGGCCAAAGUGUUUGAUUCCUGUAUUGAACGGUACCCUCAUCUUUAUGGAAGUGAUUCCAGGAUCUACUAUUGCUUGGUCGAGCUCGGCGUUGGCUUAACAACCGAGCCAGGCUUUCAUCAGUUUGAUGUUAGGGGCAAUGCAUUCGGCUUGUUGGCUACACAUCCAUUGACACCCUUGGUUUCACUGCAUCACAUGGAUCAUGUAGACCCGAUCUUCCCCAACAUGACAAACACCAAGGCCUUGGAACAUCUUUUUCAUGCUGCAAACGUUGAUUCUCAGAGAAUUUUGCAGCAAACAGUCUGCUACGAUCGUUGGUACUCGUGGACGAUUUCGGUUUCAUGGGGCUAUGCUGUUCAAGUAUACAGCAAGCACAUGUUUUUACCAGAUGUUCUUCCUGUGCCGGAAACAUUCCGGCAGUGGAAAGCCGGCAAUCCCUUAGCCGGAGUUUACACUUUCAACACCAGGGAACUUCACCCUGAUCCUUGCCGGAGACCCACGAUCUUCUUCUUCGACAGUGUAUCUUCAACCAGGCAUGGAAUCAAGAGUGUUUACAAGAAAUCUUAUGAAAAUUGCACAAUGGACAUGAAUUCACCAAGGAAACUUGAAGAAAUCAGAGUCUCCACUAGGAAACUAGACCUCAACUAUAACCAGAUGCAGGCACCGAGACGGCAAUGCUGCGACGUGCUACCGUCGAAAUCCGGGGAACUUCUCGACAUCGCAAUCAGGGAAUGCGACGAAGAUGAACUAAUUCGCAUGCAUUGAUUGUUUAACCUGAGAAUAAAGUUUUUUUUUUUGAAGACAUUGUAUUCAUUUUAUAUAUCUUGAUAGAUCUCUCAAAUGUUAAUAGAAUCACAGUUGCUGGAAAGAGCAACUCGAAUCCUGCAAUCAGAUUCAGCUUCAGAUGCUGAAAGUUAAAGCAUUACUAAAUUAUUAUGUUCAAAGAAGGCAAUGGGAAGAUUUUGACAGAAAGAAGGAAUGGGAGUUUCUUGGGCAUUAAGUUAGCUGUUUAUGAAA
Molecule: messenger RNA, 1696 nt
Organism: Hibiscus syriacus
Lineage: Eukaryota; Viridiplantae; Streptophyta; Magnoliopsida; Malvales; Malvaceae
Exons: 3
Coding region: 29-1444 (471 amino acids)
Molecular function (GO): acetylglucosaminyltransferase activity
Source: RefSeq, a predicted model, not a curated record